Messenger RNA from Porites evermanni, 372 nucleotides. The record is from the annotation of a GenBank genome assembly. NCBI's taxonomy places the organism in Eukaryota, Metazoa, Cnidaria, Anthozoa, Scleractinia, Poritidae.
AUGGAUCAAACCAUGAUGAAAGAUGUGACGACCACCUCAGUCGCUUGGAAAACAGCCAAAAAUGAUGCAGCCACUGUGUCCUUAAAAUCCACUCAGAAACCCACGUUUGAAUGGAAACAAGACACGCUGGUUUUAAAAGCCGUCCCUCCUCAAGAUGUCUAUGCUCGCGAUGCGGCCAAUAAAGUGCAACCCUUAUUAACCGUUGGGAUUCAUGUCGACUUUGCUCAAAAGUUUGGCCUCCUUACCAAAGACAAGAACGACAAGUAUCAAUUAGGGCCCAAUUUAGACUAUGCAUUACCCACCAGCACCUAUAAUGAUACCACACUUCCUCCGAGAACCAAUCAAAGGUAUCAGUGGUUAGGAGAACACUAA